This is a messenger RNA of Vicia faba (fava bean), 387 nucleotides long. The record is from the annotation of a GenBank genome assembly. Lineage: Eukaryota; Viridiplantae; Streptophyta; Magnoliopsida; Fabales; Fabaceae.
AUGUUCCCUUUCAUGCAAGCGGCAGUUCAUCAUCUCUCUCCGCCCUUGUUUCGGCUCAACGUCACAAUCUUCACCUCGACUACAUCUCCGAUUCAACUUCGACGGUGCAACUCCUUCAGUGUGAACUCACUUCGAUCUCAAAUUCCAAUUGCUUUUCAGCGUCACUCCGAUGAUGUUUCAAACAUGGUGAAGACGCAACGAAAUCCACAUAUCUUGUUCAGAUUAUUGAUGAAGAAGGGAGACGGCGGCGAUUCAGAUGAGAACAAAGGAGAUGAUGAAGGACAUGCGCCGCCGAUUGGAACGAGAGGAAGAGAAGAACGGUCUCGUGAAGCACGAGUGUUCCAAACCCUACCCAAGCACAAGAGAAUUUUUGCGAUAUCAUGUUGA